AUGGGUCUCACGUUCUCGAAGCUGUUCGAUCGCCUCUGGGGCAAGAAGGAGAUGCGCAUUCUGAUGGUUGGCUUGGACGCUGCCGGAAAGACCACCAUCCUCUACAAGCUGAAGCUGGGUGAAAUCGUGACCACAAUCCCGACAAUCGGCUUCAACGUCGAGACCGUCGAGUACAAGAACAUCCAAUUCACCGUCUGGGACGUCGGUGGACAAGACAAGAUCCGACCGCUGUGGAGGCAUUACUUCCAGAACACCCAGGGCAUCAUCUUCGUCGUCGACAGCAACGAUCGCGACCGUGUCGUCGAGGCCCGCGAGGAGCUGCAGCGGAUGCUGAACGAGGACGAGCUGCGAGAUGCGUUGCUGCUCGUGUUCGCGAACAAGCAGGAUUUGCCGAAUGCGAUGAACGCGGCUGAGAUCACCGACAAGCUUGGCUUGCACAGUUUGAGGCAGCGGGCUUGGUACAUUCAAUCGACUUGCGCCACCUCCGGAGACGGUCUCUACGAAGGUCUCGAAUGGCUCAGCAACUCGCUGCGCAAAGCUGGCCAUAACUAG
Messenger RNA from Saxophila tyrrhenica, 552 nucleotides. RefSeq names its product Arf GTPase arf1 (gene ARF1). Gene Ontology annotation, molecular function: GTPase activity; GTP binding. The coding region runs from base 1 to 552 and encodes 183 amino acids. Gene Ontology annotation, cellular component: plasma membrane; cytoplasm. Gene Ontology annotation, biological process: vesicle-mediated transport; intracellular protein transport. The record is from RefSeq and is a predicted model, not a curated record. Lineage: Eukaryota; Fungi; Ascomycota; Dothideomycetes; Mycosphaerellales; Extremaceae. The transcript is spliced from 3 exons.